CUGAAGAGAGAGAGCUUUCAGCCCCGGAUACGAGAGGAGGCUAAUUUACGAGUCUUGUUUUGUCUCUCAGGAAAAGGAGAGAUACGGAGGGGAGGGUGGCUGAUGGUGAAGGAGAAUGCAGCAAUCACAUUUUUAAGCAUGCAGAAGCAGCGGGCCGUUUCCGGUUCCUAGGGCUGGUGUUCCCCCCCCCUAUCCGACGCCUGCAGCCGUAUGGGGACAGCAGCGGCGGCCCCAGAUGGCAUGGACACUUCCAACACGUCUGCCGCUCUGCCCUGCAUGCUCUGCCGGAGCCCGUUCGCCGCCGUCUCUCUCUUCCAGCUCGCUCCGCCGCCCAGCAGCACUGCAGCACAGCACAGGCUGACGGCAUGAGGCUUGAUCCGGUGCACUUCUCCAUGCUGGUCAUCGGGGUCUCCUUCGCCUGCUACGCCCCGAGUCUCAACUCCCUCCAGGACCAGGCGCACCGAUCCACCGUGGUCAUCGAGGGCGAGGUGCGCUCCUCCCCGGAGAACGCCUCCUCCCGGGAGCCCUACAGUGUGAAUGUCAAAGUGCUGGACGUGUGGCCCCUCAACAGCGGCGGCCUCGAGAGGGAGCAGCUCGUGACCGUCGGGGACUUCGGCUCCGAGGCCCCCUGCACCACGGUGGAGAAGGACCACAGAUAUAUCUUUUUCAUGGACCCGACCGCAGAGCCGCUCGUGUUCAAGGCUUCGUACGCCCCUGUGGACGCCAGCGAGCCGGAGCUGAAGAAGGACGUGGAGAGAGUGCUCUGCGAGGACUGCGCCUCGGCUCCUAAGCUCCUAAGACUGAUGAGAGGCCAGUCUCUGAUGGAGGGAGACAAGCUGUACUUGAAGUGCGAGGCGUCGGGGAACCCCAGCCCAUCCUUCCGCUGGUACAAAGACGGACAUGAGCUUCAGAAAGGCAGAGACCUCAAAAUAAAAACCAACAAGAAAAAUUCAAAGGUGCAGAUCACUCGCGUCCGCGUGGAAGACUCCGGCAACUACACUUGUGUGGCUGAAAACUCACUAGGCCAAGAAAACGCGACAAGUAUCAUCAGUGUACAGAUUUUGACCACCACAACCCCUUCUCCAGGUGUGAGUCAUGCAAGGCGCUGCAAUGACUCGGAGAAAGCCCACUGCGUCAACGGAGGAGACUGUUACUUCAUACACGGUAUUAACCAGCUGUCCUGCAAGUGUCCCAAUGACUAUACGGGGGACCGCUGUCAAAACUCCGUCAUGGCCGGUUUCUACAAGCUUCUCAAAAUUGAAUUUAUGGAGGCGGAGGAGCUCUACCAGAGGCGGGUGUUGACAAUCACCGGCAUCUGUGUGGCGUUGCUAGUAGUUGGCAUCGUUUGUGUGGUGGCCUACUGCAAAACCAAGAAGCAGAGGAGGAAGAUGCAGAGUCACCUGCACCAGAACCAGAACCCGUGCGCGGAGCAGCCUAACCGCAUCAUGGCCAACGGGCCCAACCCCCCGGUUCCUGGUCCUGAGGUGAUCCAGCUGGACGACUACAUCCCCAAGAGCAUCCCUACGACAGAAUGUGUGAUCAGUCACGGAGCUGAGGGUGCAGGCAACUAUGCAGGCAGUCGGAUAUCCACCCGCUCCCACCACUCUACCACUGCCUCACACGCUUCCAGACACGAGGAGCAGACGUGGAGCAUGGAGCGAUCAGAGAGCGUGAACUCAGACUGCCAGUCAGGUGGGCUCUCCAGCUCAGUGGGAACCAGUAAGUGCAGCAGCCCAGCGUGCAUGGCGAGGCGGGCGGCCCACUGGGGCUGCGCGGACAUGUCCGGACCGGGGAUGCAGUACGGGGAUUCCUACGACUCGCUCAGAGACUCACCUCACAGUGACAGGUACGUGUCUGCGCUGACCACGCCGGCACGGUUGUCUCCUGUGGAGUUUCACUACCCGCCGCUGCCCCCCCAGGUGCCCACCUUCCAGAUCACCUCUCCCAACACAACCCACGCCCUGUCGCUCCCUCCUGCUGCCGCCGCCUACCACAGGGACGACGACCAGCCGCUGCUCAGAUGCCCCGAUGACGGGAGUUUAUACCGGCAGCCCCGGCGCCCGCGGCGGCCCUACCUGACGGAGAGCACGGGGAGCCUCCCGUCCAGCCCCUACCGCCUCCCCGAUGACGAGGCCUACGAGACCACGCAGGAGUACGCCUCUUCACGGGAACCCAUCCGGAGCCGACGGCGUCCGCGACGCAACCGCCUCAACGGACACGUGUCCCAGCGUUCGGCGGGGCUGCGGGACUACAGCUCCCAGAGCUUCAGCCAGUCGGACGAGGAGGAGGACGAGGACGAGGAGGACGACGCUCACGGGGAAAGCACGCCUUUCCUCAGUAUGCAGAACAUGAAUAUGGACCCGCCCCUCACGGUCUCGGGGUACCGCUCCUCCUCGGGGGCGGACACGCGGACUCACCGCGGGCUGAGUCGGCCGGGAACGCGCAGCAACGGGCAGAGCCGCGGCCCCCCGGCGCAGCGCUCCAAGGCCGACAACAUGCCCCUUUAAGACCCGACCCCCGACCCCCGACACCCCUGCCACACCCCGCCCCUCCACUUUAGACACCCCCUUCUUCCUACACACAACCAGUGGACUAGAAACCUGCACCUAGGAGAAAUAUUUUUAUUUUGUAUAACAGACAGAUAUUCUAAACAAAGGAAAUAUUUAUUUUCAUUUCAGCAAAAAUUGUCUACUAGCUAACAGCAAAGACUUUUUUUAUAUUGGGGGGAUAUUUAUAUGUAAAGUUUUUUGAUUUACAGCAUUAUGAGAGAUGAAAAAAAAAAAAAGAGAAUUAUGUGCCAAUUUUUUCACAAGUUAGAUAAAUAGAAUAAUAUUGUGGUGCCUUUUGCUGUAUGCUGAAGUCGGAGGUCCCAUUGAGUUUUUGUAGCCUUUCUUAUAAAGACUCCUCAUUUUUAUAGAGACCAACCCUCUUCCUUCCUAUUGCUUUGUUUGUUUGGUUUUUUUUCUCUGAUUUGGGAUCUUCCUCUUUUUGAACUGUGAUCUGAUUAUGUCAUCAUGCAAUAUUGAUUCCUCCUGUGUAAAAGGUGUCCGUUUACAUGAGUGUGAUCCACACGAUGCGUUUGUUUCACAGGGACAUCUGGUCACUGACGCACCCGGAUGUGUUGGGGGGGUAGAUUUCUCGGAUGAACACACAUCAGCCAUGAAUGUCCUGGUCUGCUGCCUGUAGGUGGGGAGUUCUGUAAACUGGUGAGAGUUUGGGAGUUGAGAAAAGGUGACUUCAGAUUCCUGUGGAGGUGUUCAGGGUGCUGCCAUCACAUUGGUGGUGGUUGCAGUGUGUGUGUGUGUGUGUGUGUGUGUGUGUGUGUGUGUGUGUGUGUGUGUGUGUGUGUGUGUGUGUGUGUGUGUGUGUGUGUGUGUGUGCAUGCAGUACUCGAGUUGUAAAACAAAUCAGGGGGGAUGGUGGAUUUUAUCAUACGGGGACAGAUAAUUUGUGCUGAUUACAAAUAAUAUAAUAUAUUACAAAUAAUAGCAGUGACCAAAACACCUGCAGAAAUACUGCAGGAAUGACAUAGCAGCAGUUAAAUGCAGCCUUC
This is a messenger RNA of Cololabis saira (Pacific saury), 3553 nucleotides long. RefSeq names its product neuregulin 2b (gene nrg2b). Lineage: Eukaryota; Metazoa; Chordata; Actinopteri; Beloniformes; Belonidae. The transcript has 12 exons. The record is from RefSeq and is a predicted model, not a curated record. Gene Ontology annotation, molecular function: signaling receptor binding. Gene Ontology annotation, biological process: nervous system development; animal organ development; intracellular signal transduction. Bases 366 to 2507 code for a protein of 713 amino acids.